Molecule: messenger RNA, 657 nt
Organism: Mesorhabditis belari
Lineage: Eukaryota; Metazoa; Nematoda; Chromadorea; Rhabditida; Rhabditidae
Source: the annotation of a GenBank genome assembly
AUGCUUCUUUUAUAUUUCCUUUUUCCUGCCACAAUUCUUUGCUACAAUCGUCGCUUUUUUGAAAGUCGACAAAGCGAGAAUUUCUUAGAAGAAUUGCAGAAACAAGCGGAUGAUUCAACUACAAUUGAUCCAGAAGAAAUUCUCGAAGAGAAAGAGAACAAGAUCAAGGCCACCACAAAAAGCAUUCCUUUGACUCAGCGUGAAUGUACGGGGGCACUAUCAAGGAUUCCGAAAUUUGUUGAAGAGCUUGAUUGUACAGCGGCUGAUGAAUGGAAGAAAAUUGUGGAAACACAAACAGAACCACGAUCGGAAUUGAAGGAAAAAAUGAGAAAAUGGGCUCUCAAGUACAAUGUUGAGGAAGAAUUGAUUAACUGGUUGAAUGCUGAAGAAAAUCUCUAUAAUCAAAAAGGGGAAAAGUAUCAAAGUGUGCUUAAUGGAGUUUGGGAAAUGAUUAAUAAAAUCGACGAUUUGGCUAGAAAUGAGACACUUUCACGAUCCGAGGAACGACUCGCCGUUAGUCAACUCUAUGAAAAUGAGGACAAAAUUGUAAUUGAGGUUGUAAAUCUUGUUGUUCAAUUGGUUCGCUCGUGGGCCGGGGAAAAAUUUCCCUUUCGAAAGAUGCGCCCACUUGAAGGUGUUCAAAUUUGGACCGAAAUC